AGCACUCCACAAUCCACAAACCACCAAACCACAGGAUCCUCCCUCGCCCUGCCUUUCGUCCAUCAUAAGAGAGAGCUUUCUUUCUCUUUAGUUGGACCGUCCUUGAUCUAUCUAUCCAUCUCUCUGUACUCAUUAAGUGAUUUAGUAAUGGUGUGGCCCACGACUGUCGAGCUCGAGACGGUGUCUCUGGGAAGUUUCACGCCGUACAGCGUGUUACGGACGACUUUGCGUCCCCAGAGCGGCCGGCAACAGUACGAAAAGCACGUGAUUGUCUUUGGACUGUGCUGGAUCGACGUACAACUACUGGCGGCGUGUACCAGCCAUGGGGAAAUUGUGAUUUGGUCGUUGGAUGAUACUGCGACCAACAAUACCAAGCCAGUAUUCCGACGGCAGGUAUCCAAGGGCAAGCUGUAUUCUAUUCAAUUCUGCGAGAAAAAGAGUCCAGGAGAGAAGAGUCUCUUGAUUGUCUGUGGCGAUGAAGGAGUACUGCUGUAUGACUGGGAGCAAGAUAUCUACAACAAGAUAAAUAAUCCAACAGAAAACAAGAAGCCAUUGACUCCAUUGACAACAUUCUGCCCACAUCCUUCUCCCCUGGAAAAUGCCAAAGUGGAAGUGAACGAUUUCCAAGUCUUGAAGAAUAAUGGCAGUAACCACCACCUAUUGGGGGCAGCUGGUGAUUCCUUUGGGGUGUACAAGUGGGAUAUGGAAAGUGGCAAGCUCGUUGCCAACUAUGCGUCUCCCGAGCGAAAGAGCAUCUACGCGGUCCAAAUGCUACCUUCUUCCUCCGAUAACUCACAGAUUCUACUGGCCGGAGGGGAAGGAGGAAAAGUGCAACUGUGGGACACUACCAAGGACCAAUCCGUCGGUGCCAUUGACACAUCGGUGGAUGCGACCAAAUCCACUACUAGUCUCAGCAGGUCUUCCAGUAAACGCGCCAAGCUAUCGUCCCGAUGGAUUUCCAGCAUUUGUGCGUCGGAUCCCAAUUGGUUCACCGUGGCCGGCGGCAAUACGGCACACAAGAGUGGCCACACCGGCUUUUUGGCCACGUAUCAUGCUCCCACUCGAUCGUUGGUAUCGUCCACGGAAACACGAGAAACUCCGCAACAAAUUGCUGCCUCCAGUCAAAGUCUGGUCUGCGUGGCCAAUGAAGGCAUUGUCAGUCGGUACAAUGCCUUGUCGUUGGAACAACCAACCGGGCGACAAUGGUGCACGUCACCGAGUUCGUAUGCCGCUGCCGUUUCGAGUGAUCAUACUGCCGUUGCGGGUGUGGGGUGUUUUGUGGACGUCUUUGAUAGUUUGGGAGAGAAAUGCCAACGAUUGGAAAUUUGCUAGCUAGCUGAUAGUAGCCCUAUUCGUUGUAUUUGGUUUUCUACCAGUAUCCAGUUCUACCGUAUGAUGCGAGGGGAAGUUGUAUGGCG
Messenger RNA from Seminavis robusta, 1418 nucleotides. The record is from the annotation of a GenBank genome assembly. Lineage: Eukaryota; Bacillariophyta; Bacillariophyceae; Naviculales; Naviculaceae.